CUAAUACAAGAAUUAAAAGCCCAGGAAGAAUCAACGGAUUUGUUGAAUCUCUCAGAGGACAGGUGUCCACAGAUCCUUGAAUGAGCUCAAAGCACGAGACUUUAACACCGUCUCCGUCGCCGGAAUCACUGAUUUGGUCGGCGAAAUCCACCUGAGCAACGGAGCGAAGAAGAACUUGGGUCGUAUUCAGUCUAUAUUGUCUCCGAGACCCAGAAAGAAGAUUUUUCAAGUUUUGAGCUUCAAAUGGAAGUUGAUUGCUUCGACUUGUUGAAUCAGUUCGAGCAUGUUCUUGAAUCUGACCCUCUCAUUGAUGAAGUCGGGUUUAUUCACCCCUCACAGUUCACGGUGCUGGAUAAAGAAGCAGGAUUCUUCAGUGAGGUCACAAGUUUCUGGAAUCAAGAUCAUAAACUGGGAAUAUCAACCGAUAUACUUAUGCGACUAUGUAAAGAUGCAAAACAUGCGUUUCUGACUGCGUUCAACGAGUACAAACGCCAUGAAAACGCGUCUCCUGAGUCCCCAGCUAAAAACACUCUUGAGAGCAAAGUCAUGAAGCAUAGCCAAGCUCUUUUGCUGUUAAGCUCAGACUUUGGAACUGCAUGGAAUGCAAGGAAGUUGAUCUUGUCCGGAAAGAAUCAACCAUGCGCAUACACGGAAGAACUUCGUCUUUCUAGGCUCAUUCUUUCAAACUGUCCAAAGAGUGAACCAACAUGGAGCCACAGAAGGUGGAUAAUUAAGAUGAUUUCUCGGAGAUUUUCCACACCACAAGAGAUUAUCACCAAAGAGUCUGAGCUAGUGGAGUCAAUAGGCGAGAGAUCAAAGAUGAACUAUCGUGCAUGGUAUCACCGUUGCUGGUUGGUUUCCUACAUGACAAUCGAGCAGGUGCUACAAGAGUUGAACAAAUCUAAAAAGUGGGCAGGGCUGCAUGUAGCUGAUAGUUCGUGCUUCCAUUAUCGCAGACGGCUGAUGCUCAGAGUUUUGGAGGCACUUAAUGUGAAAGUAAACAAUGCUUCUGAUAAAACUGAGGCACAUAAAAUCUGGAUGGAAGAGCUUGAUUGGAACAAAGAGUUGGUAGAACGUUACUUAGGACGAGAGGCACUAUGGCUUCACCGACGGUUCCUCUCUCUUAACUGGAUAAUGUAUUUCGGUAGCAAUCAUUCAUCUGAAACCGGAGAGAGUAUCGUUAUGAAUAAAGAAACUGUCAUCUUCAUUGAUAAUGAGAUCCAUCUUCUAGAAUCUUCUAUGACCGUUAAGGAUACCAAGUUUGAAGAUUUUCAAGCUCAAGCACUACAUGCUGCUGUCUACAUGCUAUGGCUGACAAAGCAUAUUCCAGAAUUGUGGAGAAUGCUUGAGGAGAAGCUUGGAACAGAGAAACUCAAGUGUGUAGUGAACACAGUUGCUCAAGAGAGACCAUCCUCGCUUUUGCAUCAAAUAGCCUCAUAUAUUUCUUUCUACACGAUAACUCCAACUUCUUCUUCUUCUCUACAACCAGACUUCAUCAAAUGUCUCCACAGAAACACAAAUGUUAAUUUCCCACUCGACAAGACGUUCUUCACUUCCAAAAGAAACGCAUCCAUCUUCAACGAAGUCCUUGAAUCAACGGCUCAGAAUCUCCGGUACUUGACAAAGUCAAUGCCUAAACCGGUAUUCAUAUUCACACCGGUUCAUGGGUCUCACGUUCAAGCUUCCAUCAUCUGUUCCAAGAAACUCCGAAUUCAUCUCCGUGUUAGAAGCGGCGGUCACGAUUACGAAGGCUUGUCUUAUGUCUCGCAGAUCGAAACACCGUUUAUAUUGAUUGAUCUGUCGAAACUGAGACAGAUCAAUGUUGAUAUUGAAGACAACAGUGCUUGGGUUGAAGCUGGUGCUACAAAUGGUGAGCUUUACUACAGCGUCGUCGUGGGGAACAAUGGGAACAAGACUGUGGCAACAUCGUACGUAGGUCAGUUUCUUGGGGAUAAAGGCACCUUGAUGGAAGUUAUGAAUAAGGGUUUUCCGGAGCUAGGGUUAACUCUAGAGGAUUGUAACGAAAUAAGCUGGAUAGAAUCCGUUGUUUACAAUGCUGGAUUCCCACAACGUUCUCCUAUUGAAGUCUUGCUUGAAGCCAAGUCGCCUAUCAGAAAAGAUUUCUUCAAAGCAAAGUCGGAUUUUUUCAAAGAGGCUGUACCUGUUUUAGGGCUCAAAGGAAUGUUCAAAAGAUUACUUGAAGAAGACUCGUCAUUUAUGAUUUGGACUCCUUAUGGUGGAAUGAUGGAUAGAAUCAAUGAGUCUGAGAUCCCAUUUCCCCAUAGAAACGGAACCAUCUUCAUGGCUAACUAUUACACGGGAUGGUCAGAGACAGAGAACGACCAGAGUCCACCAAACAAACACAUCGAAUGGAUCAGAGAUUUGUACAGUUACAUGACGCCUUAUGUCUCAAGCAACCCAAGGCAAGCUUAUGUGAAUUACCGUGACCUAGACCUCGGGAUGAACAAGAGAAACGCGGAAUUGAGUUUCAAGCAAGCUCAAGUUUGGGGAGCUAAGUACUUCAAGAACAAUUUCAACAGAUUGGUGAAGAUUAAAGCAAAUGUUGAUCCAGAGAACUUCUUCAGACACGAGCAGAGUAUCCCACUUUACCCUUGUCGCAGCUAA
Molecule: messenger RNA, 2625 nt
Organism: Thlaspi arvense
Lineage: Eukaryota; Viridiplantae; Streptophyta; Magnoliopsida; Brassicales; Brassicaceae
Source: the annotation of a GenBank genome assembly